AUGGAGCUGCGGGGGGCCGAGGGGCUGCAGAAGAUCCAGGAUGCCUAUGGGGACGUCGGUGGGCUCUGCAGGAGGCUUAAGACCUCACCCACAGAGGGCCUGGCGGACAACAGCAAUGACCUGGAGAAGCGCAGGCAGAUCUAUGGGCAGAACUUCAUCCCUCCCAAGCAGCCCAAGACCUUCCUGCAGCUGGUGUGGGAAGCCCUGCAGGACGUGACUCUCAUCAUCCUGGAGGUGGCCGCCAUCGUCUCCCUGGGCCUCUCAUUCUAUGCACCUCCUGGAGAAGAGAGCGAAGCCUGCGGGAACGUGUCAGGUGGGGCAGAAGACGAGGGUGAGGCCGAGGCCGGCUGGAUCGAGGGGGCCGCCAUCCUGCUGUCUGUCAUCUGCGUGGUGCUGGUCACAGCCUUCAACGACUGGAGCAAGGAGAAGCAGUUCCGAGGCCUGCAGAGCCGCAUCGAGCAGGAGCAGAAGUUCACCGUGAUUCGGAAUGGGCAGCUCCUGCAGGUCCCUGUGGCCGCGAUGGUGGUGGGGGACAUUGCCCAGGUCAAGUAUGGAGACCUGCUGCCUGCUGACGGUGUGCUCAUCCAGGCCAACGACCUCAAGAUCGAUGAGAGUUCGCUGACAGGCGAGUCAGACCACGUGCGCAAGUCGGCUGACAAAGACCCCAUGCUGCUGUCGGGCACUCAUGUCAUGGAAGGUUCCGGAAGAAUGGUGGUGACAGCUGUCGGUGUCAACUCCCAGACGGGCAUCAUCUUUACGUUGCUUGGAGCUGGCGGGGAGGAGGAGGAGAAGAAGGAUAAGAAAGGCAAGCAGCAGGACGGGGCGAUGGAGAGCAGCCAGACCAAAGCUAAGAAGCAGGAUGGGGCAGUGGCCAUGGAGAUGAAGCCCCUGAAGAGUGCAGAGGGCGGAGAGGUGGAGGAGCGGGAGAAGAAGCGGGCCAGCGUGCCAAAGAAGGAGAAGUCCGUCCUGCAGGGGAAGCUCACCAAGCUGGCCGUGCAGAUUGGGAAGGCAGUAUUCACCACUGAGGCCGGUCCGCAGACCAGGGACAGCGCGGCUGGCUCCCGGGAGGAGGAGGCACCCAGCCGGGCCGGGGUGGUUCUGCCGACCCAUCAGUCAGCACAGAAGACUUUGCAGCGAGCCAACCUGCACUGCCGUUGGGCAGGGCUGCCGGCUAGUACCGACUCAGGUCCCAGGUCCCACGUGUGCACUAAAAUGAUGAAGGACAACAACCUGGUGCGCCACCUGGAUGCCUGCGAGACCAUGGGCAACGCCACGGCCAUCUGCUCCGACAAGACAGGGACGCUCACCACCAACCGCAUGACCGUGGUCCAGUCCUACCUAGGGGACACCCACUACAAAGAGGUUCCAGCGCCCAGCGCCCUCAACCCCAAGAUCCUCGACCUCCUGGUCCACGCCGUCUCCAUCAACAGUGCCUACACCACCAAAAUACUACCUCCAGAGAAGGAAGGCGCCCUCCCACGCCAAGUGGGCAAUAAGACCGAGUGUGCCCUGCUGGGCUUCAUCCUGGAUCUGAAGCGAGACUUCCAGCCCGUGCGGGAACAGAUUCCCGAGGACAAGCUUUACAAAGUGUACACCUUCAACUCGGUCCGCAAGUCCAUGAGCACAGUCAUCCGCGGGCCCGAUGGCGGCUUCCGCCUCUUCAGUAAGGGCGCCUCGGAGAUCCUGCUCAAAAAGUGCACCAACAUCCUGAACAGCAACGGCGAACUCCGAGGCUUCCGGCCUCGGGACCGGGAUGACAUGGUGAAGAAGAUCAUUGAGCCAAUGGCCUGCGAUGGCCUCCGCACCAUCUGCAUCGCCUACCGGGACUUCUCUGCAGGCCAGGAGCCCGACUGGGACAACGAGAGCGAGGUUGUGGCGGAGCUCACCUGCAUAGCCGUCGUGGGCAUCGAGGACCCUGUGCGGCCCGAGAUAGAACAAGAGCGGCGGUACAAGGUGUGGCCCAAGUUGAGGGUGCUCGCCCGGUCAUCGCCCACCGACAAGCACACCCUGGUCAAAGGGAUCAUUGACAGCACCACGGGUGAGCAGCGGCAGGUGGUGGCUGUGACCGGGGAUGGCACCAACGAUGGGCCAGCCCUGAAGAAGGCAGAUGUGGGCUUCGCCAUGGGCAUCGCUGGCACCGAUGUGGCCAAGGAGGCCUCGGACAUCAUCCUGACAGACGACAACUUCACCAGCAUCGUCAAGGCGGUGAUGUGGGGCCGCAACGUCUACGACAGCAUCUCCAAGUUCCUGCAGUUCCAGCUGACCGUCAACGUGGUGGCCGUGAUCGUGGCCUUCACGGGCGCCUGCAUCACGCAGGUGGGCGGCUGCACUCGGAAGGCUCGGGGGCUUCGGGCCGGCUCUCGGUUGCAGACCUUUGUCUCGGAGAUGGAAUUCGGUGGGCCCUCCUCCAACCUGGAGUGCGCGCGCACGGUGGCCGCUGAGCAGGACGGCCCACAGACCCACUCACCCGCUGACGUCACCACUCACCCUCCAGGGAACAGCCACUUGGCUGUUUUGCAGGAGAUCAUGGAGGAGGAGGACAGGGAGGGCCAGGGUUCUGGGGUCAUCUGGGAGGACCUUGCUCUGAUUUCUCGGGAGCAGAAGCCUCCCGUCAGCAACCCAGGGCUAAGCCCAGCCCCAGCGCAAGCUGCACCAGAGCGGAGAGCUGCCCCGGGGGGAGAGCUCUUCUUCGACGUGGACAGCGGCAGGGAAGCCCCCCAGCCUCCCCCCGGCGGGCUGGUCAGCUCAGUGGCAGUGGGCCGGCUAAGCGUGCGCAAGUGCAAGGUGUCAGGUAUUGCCUGUCGGAAAAGUCUAUGCGCUUUUCAUAGAAUAACAGAAAAAAUAUGUCCUGACUUUUCCGCCAAUCCAGUACCUCAGAGGUGCACCCCGCCAUCCCUGCAGAUCGUCAUCGUGCAGUUCGGCGGGAAGCCCUUCAGCUGCUCGCCCUUGUCCACGGAACAGUGGCUCUGGUGCCUGUUCGUUGGUGUCGGGGAGCUAGUCUGGGGACAGGUCAUCGCCACCAUCCCCACCAGCCAGCUCAAGUGCCUGAAGGAGGCAGGGCACGGGCCUGGGAAGGAUGAGAUGAGCGACGAGGAGCUGGCCGAGGGGGAGGAGGAGAUUGACCACGCCGAGCGUGAGCUCCGCAGGGGCCAGAUCCUCUGGUUUCGGGGCCUGAACCGCAUUCAGACGCAGAUCCGGGUGGUGAAAGCAUUCCGCAGCUCACUCUAUGAAGGCCUGGAGAAGCCAGAAUCCAAGACCUCCAUCCAUAACUUCAUGGCGACGCCCGAGUUUGUGAUCAACGACUACACCCACAACAUCCCGCUCAUCGAUGACACGGACGUGGACGAGAACGAGGAGCGCCUGCGGGCCCCCCCACCCCCACCCCCAAACCAGAACAACAACGCCAUAGACAGCGGCAUCUACCUGACCACGCAUGUCACCAAGUCAGCUACCUCUUCGGCGUUCUCUUCCAGUCCUGGGAGCCCACUCCACAGCGUGGAGACGUCCCUCUAACCGGAACUGCUCUCGGCACACGCACACACGCAUGCACGCACACAGGGGCGGCCCGCACACCUGCAAGACGGAAGGCAACUCUGGCGGCGGCGGAAGACUUCUCUUGCACGCAUCUGCGAGAGGCCCAAUCCGUUCAGUACGGUGCCGCACACAAACAGGCUUCUCCCUGGGGACCCGACAGGAGGAAGAAGCUGCUCUUCACCCGAAGGGGAAGGAGGAAAAAGCCAAGGGUGAAGAAUUGCGUUCUACCUUUUUUCUACUGACGCUGCUUUCUUAAUGAGCACGGCAAUUCCACGGGAGCCGUCUGCUGGGGCAGGGGGCCGGCUGGGGGGUCAGGAGCUUUGCUGCUCCCAUGCGAGAGCAAGCAGAGCCACAUAUUCAUGCAGGGCCACUCUGAAGGGCGCCACUGCCCAGCCCCAGUGUGUGCGCGUGUGCGUGUGCAUACAAGUGUAUGUGUGCAUAUACAUGCACACGUACGUGAGACCGGAUGCAUAUUUAAAGGGGAGGAACUAUUUAUUGGCAUGAUAUUUCCAUUGCUCUUACCAGGCAUUUUCAUUUUGAAAUUCCAUUACUGAAUGUAAUAGGUUUUUUUUUCAGGGAACCAGACAGCAAGACAUCUCUUUUGGGUUCAUAUCUUUUCACCCAUAGCCCGGGCUCCCAGCACUCCUCCCCUCUGCCCAGCCCUGAUGAGACCCCCAAGGAGGAGGUCUGGGGCCGUCCCAGUCAGACCCCGUGCACUUGAAGGCCCUUGUCUAUGGAGGAGAAAAACAUUCCGCUGUGUUUGGGCUCUAAGAGGAGAAUCCCACAGUGCUGGUGGAAGGCCGAAUCCGGUUUGCAGCUUAAUUGUGGCCGGUGGCCGGUGGCCUGCUUUGUCCAUACGCCCAACUUCAAGGGCAAAAAGUGCUGUGUGUGACACACAGGGCCAUUGGGCCUGGCCCGGAACCCUGGGAGCAACCUGGAGACCACAGAGACCACCCCAGUGUCGGAACAUGGCUGUAGGUCACACCCCCGGCCCCUCGCACCUCAGACUGGAUUCCCACUUUUUGCUUUGGCAAAUGCCAGAAAGUCCUCCCAGGACCACCUCGGCGUCUGCCACAGCGCAAGAGGCACCACCCGACCCCACGCCGGCCUUCUCAUCCAGAGGACAAGGAUGACCCAGGAAGGCUGCCGCUUCUCACAUCGGGGAAGCAAAUGCAGAAGCAAAGCCCCUCGGCGCAUGGCUUUGUCGCUCAGCGCGCCCGUGGCUCUUCCUCCCAGGCCCUCAGGAGCCUCUCCUGACAAGGUGGGCACCCACUGCGCCAAGCCAGAUUCCCGAGUGAUAAACUGGGAGGAAAAUGUAGACACAGAAGAGGGACUACAGAGGGGCCUGACGGUGCUGCCCACUGAGGAAGGCCACCCUCCCCAGGUUCCAAGUAUGACACCAUGACACUCCUGCAGUUCCGUUACCUUCUGAGCUCCUGGGUGUCACCUUCACAGGGAGGUGGCCCGGUGCAGCCACAGCUGCUGUGUGGGAGCUGAGGGCCGGGC
Messenger RNA from Tupaia belangeri chinensis (Chinese tree shrew), 5040 nucleotides. RefSeq names its product ATPase plasma membrane Ca2+ transporting 3 (gene ATP2B3). Gene Ontology annotation, cellular component: intracellular membrane-bounded organelle; plasma membrane. Gene Ontology annotation, biological process: regulation of cytosolic calcium ion concentration. Bases 1 to 3513 code for a protein of 1170 amino acids. The record is from RefSeq and is a predicted model, not a curated record. Gene Ontology annotation, molecular function: ATP binding; PDZ domain binding; ATP hydrolysis activity. The transcript has 23 exons. NCBI's taxonomy places the organism in Eukaryota, Metazoa, Chordata, Mammalia, Scandentia, Tupaiidae.